AUAAAUUUUAUUCAUUUAAAAAUGGCUGUAAUCGCUGCUUAUCGUUUAGCGAACGAUAGAAAGGAGUGGCUCAAUAAUCCUCUUCCUGGAUUUACUGCAAAGCCGAUUAAGGAUGUUAAUGGAUUGAAUUUAUUCAAGUGGGAAUGUGCCAUUCCUGGACGAAGAGAGACUAUUUGGGAAGGAGGAUUGUUCAAACUUCGGAUGAUUUUCAAAGAUGAUUAUCCGUUCAUUCCUCCAAAGUGCCAGUUUGCACCUCCAUUGUUCCAUCCAAACGUUUAUCCGUCUGGGACGGUUUGUCUGGGGUUGUUGGACGAAGACAAAGACUGGAGGCCGUCAAUGUCUGUUAAAGAAAUUUUGAUUGCAAUUGAAGAAUUAUUGGUUAAUCCGAAUGUGGCAGAUCCUGCUCAAGCUGUGGCUUAUCAAAUUUAUGUUCAAGAUCGUCAAGAAUAUGAUCGGCGUGUGCGAGAGUUCAUUCAACUUUUUUGUUCUGAAGUGGUUCAAAUGGAAAUGUUAAAUCAUUAUUAA
This is a messenger RNA of Meloidogyne enterolobii, 525 nucleotides long. The record is from the annotation of a GenBank genome assembly. Lineage: Eukaryota; Metazoa; Nematoda; Chromadorea; Rhabditida; Meloidogynidae.